Messenger RNA from Hibiscus syriacus, 588 nucleotides. Its product is annotated as casein kinase 1-like protein 9. Lineage: Eukaryota; Viridiplantae; Streptophyta; Magnoliopsida; Malvales; Malvaceae. The transcript has 2 exons. The record is from RefSeq and is a predicted model, not a curated record. Bases 20 to 481 code for a protein of 153 amino acids.
UUUUUCUAAUUCUGAUGGCAUGCUUGCCUCUUUGCAUUCGAUCACUGGAAUGCCUUACGGGUUUAUUGUCCUUGAUAACAACAUACAGUGGGCCGAGAGAUUCGAGAUAGAUUCUCCGAUGCCGUUGAAGCAUUUUCCAGAAGAAAUAUUUCAAGUACUAGUCCUCAUCUUGAUCAUUCUAGACGCAAGACUGUUGAUGAUGUGGCUUUGUCGAAGCAUGCGCUCCCUGUGUUGGAUAAAAGACAGUUCUUCUCGAUAUGGUAGCACUUCAAGAAGAGCUGUAGUAGCAAGCAGGCCCAGUUCGUCCGUUGAAGCCAAUGACGUACUACAAAACCGGCUAGCAUCGAGUAGCGGCCGCAUGUCUACCACACAAAGAAUCCAACAUGCAUUUGAAUCCAAAACAUAUAGUCGUGCCACCCCUGUUCGAGGAAGCCGUGAUCAUCCUCUUCUAAGUUUUGAGCUCCAUUCCAUUAGAAAAUAAUGGGGUCGUAUGUCAAAUCUUCAGCCAAUGUUUUCUAAAGAACUCUGUCACUGUAAACGGGAUAUUUCACCAGAUUCACUGCCUCUACAGCUCAUUUACUUCCCUUA